Molecule: messenger RNA, 3820 nt
Organism: Trichechus manatus latirostris (Florida manatee)
Lineage: Eukaryota; Metazoa; Chordata; Mammalia; Sirenia; Trichechidae
Gene: CFAP70
Product: cilia and flagella associated protein 70
Biological process (GO): cilium assembly; cilium movement
Cellular component (GO): motile cilium; extracellular exosome
Molecular function (GO): protein binding
Source: RefSeq, a predicted model, not a curated record
CUUGUCGAAUUGACUAAACCUUAUGUGUGGCUACUUAUUUCCCACUCUAAAGAUAACGUUUUUGUAAAACUGAGAGAUUUAAUAACCUUUGAAGAGAACUUUGGGGAUUAAAAAAAAGACUACCAAAGAACACCGUGAAGGAAGUGGGAGAUGAGAAGUUGGGGGAUAGCAUUCCUACUUGCUUUUGUGAUGAUUUGUGCUUAGUGAGUUAGUUAUAUGUGCAAGGAUCUUUUCAGCACUAACCAGUGGAAUCAUCCUUGUGACCAGCUCCCUAAAGCACUGCCUAUCCAUGAGCAAAGGUUGGGGAGGGGGAACAGAACUAUGCUGGAUCUAUGGCGUUUGCUAGGUUCUCCUUGGUAUUGGUUAUGAUACGUUGUGGGUACUGUGCAGAUAUGGUGCAUGAAGGAACAGGUUCAUUUAUCUGUUUGCAGAGCCCAAAGAAGACCAAAGGGGCCUUUGCCUAGUUACUGUUAUGGAGCAGACGUCAUCAACCGGCAGACCCGUGCAGAUCACUGUGACAGAUGGAUACGACUUGAAAGGUUUUAAGGGAGAUACUCCGGUUACCUUUAUUCGUGCAGAGUUCAAUCAAGUGGUUCUGGGAGACUCUGCAAAAAUCACUGUGUCUUCAGAAGGAACUGCAAAAUACAACUUCACUGUCAGUUUUGAGUUCAAUCCUGAAGGAGGAAUCGCUUUAGAUGACCUCGCCCACAAACCUGUGUUCUUAACUAUGACUGAAGUUUUACCAAAGGAAAAGAAACAGAAAGAUGAGAAGACCUUAGUUCUUGGUCAAGCUGUGGUGGAUCUUCUUCCUUUACUGGAAGGAGAGAGUUCAUUUCAAACGGUGGUCCCAUUGCACCCCGUGCCAGGCUCGCCCCUAGAAACUAUUCGACCAGGUGUUAAGCAAUGCAGCCUUGAAGUGAAAGUGUUUGUGUCAGAGCCAUUACUGACCUCCGCCCAGAUCUCAGGGGGCAAUCUACUAAAGGUCACUUUGGAGGCUGCUUACGCUGUGCCCGAGUCCUUCAUGCCAAUAGGACCCUUGCAGAACUACAUGGUUGGUCUGCAAGUUCCAUCAUUUGGAGAGAAAGAUUAUCCCAUAUUAUUCAAGAAUGGAACUCUGAAGGUUGGAGGGGAAAGAGAACCUGUUCCCCGGCCCAAAAAAUGGCCUAUUGCCAACAUUCUGGCACCAGGAGCUAAUAACAUUCCUGAUGCAUACAUCGUUGGUGGUCCCUAUGAGGAAGAAGAAGGAGAACUUAACCACCCUGAGGACAGAGAAUUUAGGACCCAAGCAGAGUGCAUAAAGAAAAGGAUUACUUGGGACCUGGAAAGUCGCUGCUACCUUGAUCCUUCUGCAGUGGUCAGUUUUCAGAAGCGAAUUGUUGAUUGCCGACUUUGGCCCGUAGAGAUCACAAGAGUUCCUCUGACUGCUGCACCCAAAGGGAAAGUUGGCAAAUUAGAUAAGACUGAGGAUGAAAGUCAACUUUCAUUUCAUGGUGUGGCUUAUGUUAAUAUGGUACCAUUGCUGUAUCCAGGUGUGAAGAGGAUUCGGGGAGCUUUUCAUGUUUACCCUUAUCUAGACAGUAUAGUCUAUGAAAAGACCAAAUGUUUAUUCAGCUUGUUCCGAGAUACUGGUCAUCAUUUGAUCCAGAAUAAUAAAGUAGGAGGAAUUAUUUCUCCACAGUCCAAACCAGUUAUUGCUAAGAACCUGAAAGAAGAUAAAACAAUCAAAGAAAAAGAUAUGGUAGGAAGGGCUAGGACUGGGGACCAAACACUUAGUAUAAAAUCUCAGAGCUCAGAUACUCCUUUGGAAGCUGAACCUUCUCCAUACCACAAUCCAGAAGGACAGCAAUAUUUAGAAGCAGGCACGUACCUUGUGUUGGAAAUUCAGCUGGACAAAGCCUUGGUUCCAAAGCGAAUGCCGGAGGAGCUAGCCAGAAGGGUCAAGGAAAUGAUUCCUCCAAGGCCUCCUCUUACCCGUCGUACAGGAGGAGCUCAGAAGGCGGUGAGUGACUAUCACAUGCAGAUCAAAAACAUUUCAAGAGCCAUUCUGGAUGAAUACCACAGGAUGUAUAGCCAAGAGGUGACCAAACUGGGGAAGGAAAUGGAUAAUGAAACCCUGGAGGAGCAGAAGUGCCAGCUCAACUAUGAACUUAAUUGCUCUGGAAAAUACUUUGCUUUCAAAGAACAACUCAAGCAUGCUGUGGUAAAGAUUGUGAGAGAGAAGUACUUGAAGACAACGUCAUUUGAAAGCCAGGAGGAGCUGCAGACGUUUAUCAGCGAGCUGUAUGUGUUCUUGGUGGAUCAGAUGCAUGUGGCCCUAAACCAGGUCAUGCCAGAUGAUAUCCAAGGUGCUGUUUCAACCAUUUAUACAAGCAGUGAACAGCUCCGACUGUUUGCAUUUGAAGCGGAAGUCAACGAGAAUUUUGAAAUGGCAGCAGGAUAUUAUGAAGAGAGGUUGGUCCGUGAGCCCCAGAACUUGGAGCACUGGUUGGACUAUGGUGCCUUCUGCCUCCUAACUGAGGACAACAUCAAAGCACAGGAGUGUUUUCGGAAAGCCCUCUCCCUGAACCAGAAUCAUAUCCGCAGCUUGCUGCUCUGUGGUGUCCUGGCUGUCCUGAUGGAGAACUAUGAGCAGGCAGAAAUUUUCUUUGAGGAUGCCACUUGCUUGGAACCAACCAACGUUGUGGCCUGGACUUUACUUGGUUUGUACUAUGAAAUUCAAAACAAUGAUAUUCGAAUGGAAAUGGCAUUUCAUGAAGCCUUCAAACAGCUUCAGACUCGAAUAACGAAGCAGAAAAGCACUGGUACUCUAGAGUACCUUGAAGAAGGCAGGAAGAUGGAAUCCAGUUUAGACCCUUUGGGAAUGACUAAUGGUUCUUCUGCGAUAGCAAUCAAGGUGGAACCCCCAGCAGCACCUGGAGCAGAAGGUACACUAUCGAUUCUAGGUGAAUUUCUCGAAGAAUCCUCGAGACUGCAGUCUGACUCACAGGAACAAUCUCCGGAUCCAAAUUCUAGCCGAAAACUGUCCAACGUAUUUGUCAAGGAGAUAUCAGUAAAGAAAGAAACAUCAAAAUGUCAAGCUUCAUCAGCUGUUCUGAAUCCCGGCCCCUAUUAUGGUGUUUCCCAAACUCCUACCACCAUCUUCAUGGAGACCAUACGCUUCUUGAUGAAGGUCAAUGCUGUGCAGUAUGUGCACAGAGUGCUUGCACAUGAGCUGUUAUGCCCUCAAGGAGGCCCCAGCUGUGAGUAUUACUUGGUGCUGGCCCAAACAUACCUUCUCAAGAAGGACUUUGCCAAGGCAGAGGAAUGCCUUCAACAAGCAGCCCAGAUGGACUACCUGAACCCUAACGUCUGGGGCGUGAAGGGCCAUCUCUAUUUUCUGAGUGGAAAUCAUGCUGAGGCCAAAGCAUGCUAUGAGAGAACCAUUAGUUUUGUAGUGGAUGCUUCUGAGAUGCACUUCAUCUUCCUGCGACUGGGCCUUAUCUAUCUGGAAGAAAAAGAGUACGAAAAGGCAAAGAGAACCUACCUGCAAGCUUGUAAGAGAUCACCUUCAUGUCUUACCUGGUUAGGACUGGGAAUCUCCUGCUAUCGGCUGGAAGAGCUCACAGAGGCUGAAGAUGCUCUCUCUGAAGCCAAUGCAUUGAACAACUACAAUGCUGAAGUAUGGGCAUAUCUGGCUCUGGUCAGCCUGAAAGCUGGACGGCAACUGGAAGCUGAGCAGGCCUACAAGUACACUAUGAAGUUGAAAUUGAAAAAUGAGGCUCUGCUUGCAGAGAUCCACAUGGUACAGGAGACGGUUGGUUUUGGAAAUCCAUCUUUCUGA